UCGAGCAAUUUUAUUACCAAUCUUGCCAGCGUUCGAAUCGGAAGUGUUUCCUUGUGGAUUUCGAGACUGACUUUGGUCAAAUCCGAAAGUGGAUUCAGCUGGAGGCAGCAGUGCAGUGUAUCGGGAUUGUUCUUAAUCUUAAACAGUCAUUCUCGCGAGUGCAUCGAAAGUGAAAAGGUGUGUUUUGAUCGAAAUUGUGUCAGAAGAACAAUUUCCAAGUGUACAGUGUCAGACGGAAGCGAUAAGUGAGUCAGUUUUGUGCAACAACAAAUAUCAAAUUGCUGAAGUGAACUUGUGCCAAAUUGAGAUUUCUAGUUGUGUGUAUCGAAAAAUUGAACCUGCAUCGUUGUGAUUAGUGAGCGCAAGUGAAACAAACCAACCUACUGCACUAAAAUGGAGGAUGACAACAAAAAGCCAUACAAGAUCAAAGACAUCACCCGUGCCAUCAAGAAGGCAGUCGUUGCCGGCUCGUUGGACGAAGUUCGCUCGAAAGCAGCGGAAAAAUUCGGACGUCCUGAACUGCCCAACAUCCACCUAGACUCGGACGGGACCGAGGUGGACGACGAAGACUACUUCCAAACGCUGGAACCCAACGCUGAACUGAUAGUCGUCUUCCCCGGUGAACAGUGGAUUGAUCCAACCCACUACGUGACAAUAACGACCCACAAGGAAACCGGCGACAUGACCGACAGCCCCGAGGUGGAACGGAUACACCUGAAGAAGCUGGUCGCCCAGAUGAAGUCGAACCUGUGCAACGUGUCCGUGCUGAGCGAACCGGACUUGGAGCUGCUGUCCAACAUGGACCCGAACUCGGUGGCGGACAUCACCGGGCGGGACUUCAUCGAGCAGCUCAAGGAAGCAUCAGGCAGAAUCCUGCAUGAAAAGCGACAGGCUCUUGACGCAAUUGAGCUGCUAAAGCUGAUCGCCAAGCAGAAGGCCACCUUCCCGAGCAUCGUGCACAACAUCCCGGGUGGUGAACCAGCGGACGAUGACGACGAGGACGACUAUGGUGACGAUGACAAUUACGUGGAGGGUUGCAGCAGCAGGAACAUCCUGGGUGGCGUAGGUGGGCAUCCACCGCCGCCACCGCCGGACGAUGUCGACGGAAGUGCCAACCAUAGGAGGAGCAGCAACAGUAGCAUCAACAGUGGUAAGCAAAUCACCCUUGAACUGGAUCCCCGAACACUAGCCACCUUCCACCAGUACCAGCAACACCAGCAGCGAGAUCAGCUUAGUGUGAACGCUUCGAACCUACAGCAGCCCACGGUCACCGCAACGGCCACGGCAGUAGCGGAUCUUGCGAGCGCUUCCCUGGGCAGUGCUGCCAACCGUGGUGAUACGUCGAACAUUUGAUAUUUGGUUUAUCAGAUCAAUUUUUGUCACAAGUAAGAUUGUUUCAAUUUUGGCUCAAUUUCAAUCAAAAGAACACACGAACAAACCACGUUGUACAAAUUGUUGUCGGUGAGUUGAUCCCGAGUUGGAAGAUCAACCGCCAUUUUUUUUUUUGCAAAACAAAUCGAGAAAACUCUAUGAUGUUGAUCGACGAAAAUACAAAAGUUUUAUUAGGUACGAUAGAGAUACAGUUCAAGAUAAAAGCAGACGAAGAAGACACAGAACACUGUAAAAAAUAAAUCUCUGCCCAUACGGAUUGCCUUAAUUUAGUUGCGUAAACGGUUAAGAUGAGACGACGAAAGGAAUGUGUUUAUUCAGGCCCACACAGCUCGGAAGCAGUUCACCGAGAGCCAGACGGAAAUGCUCAUAGGGUGAAUGGAACCAUUAUGUACUAUUGUACUACUAUCUACCGCAAACCCAAAGGACACAUUUUCAUCCCGGAAUGAUGAGCUCAUUAGUUUGUCCAAAUAGCCUUCAGCAGCAGAUCAUCCAUCGUAAAACAAGCCGUUGCGUUCCGCUUUCCCGCUCGUCUCAUGAAUCAUUCAUCUCCGUGGAGAAGCAAGUGAUAACCAACCACCAUCGUCCCAACCCCGAUCCCAUCUUCGAGGGUACUCCGUAGUUGGUUGCUAGCAAUUUCCUUGGACAUGUUUUACGAGCCUGUCGAGCUUGUUAUUUACCUUUCACUGUAGAUGUAAAGUUAUGGGUUUUCUUUUUUCGUCGGUCAUUGCUGGCUGAAUGAAACAUGAGUACUCCACUAGAAUGGAAGGAAGGCAUGAUGGCAGUGUGGUGCUGGAACGUGUCCUUCUUGCAAUUAUAAUGUUUACAUUUCAUGCCUGGGCGAUUUAGCGUGACUUUCAAUUUGCAGUCGUUCGUUAAAAUAGAAAUAAUAAGCGGAGAAUGGUGUGCAUAAUUCGAGCCCGGAGAGACUUCUUCUCAGUUUAAGCAAUUAUUGAUCAAUUGCAGGACAAAUAGCGAAACUAAAAUUAAUUAUUGAACCGACCUUCUCCGAUUUGUAUGAAACUUUGCGUAAGUGUUUGUUAUGGGCAAUGAUUCACAUUUUUGCUGAAAAUCGGCCAUUUUGGGCCUCGUAAAAUUUUAUAAAACGGAGUCUUUGAAGUUCUCCAAAAAAUGAUAGCACGGAAACGGCAAUUCAGAUCGAAAUGACGACUAACACGAAGUUUUAAAGAAAAUAGUGUCUUUCUGGGAAAAAAAAUGAUUUCAAAUUGCCUUCAAGUUAAAAUUCUAGAAAAAUGGUAAAAACCCAAAUAUCUCAAAGUAUUGUUGCCCGAUUUUUGAUUUUUUUUUUUCAAUUUUUGCUUAUGAAAUAAGCAAACUUUUGGAAUGUUCAAAACA
Molecule: messenger RNA, 2745 nt
Organism: Ochlerotatus camptorhynchus
Lineage: Eukaryota; Metazoa; Arthropoda; Insecta; Diptera; Culicidae
Product: DNA fragmentation factor subunit alpha-like
Exons: 4
Coding region: 394-1353 (319 amino acids)
Biological process (GO): regulation of apoptotic process; apoptotic process
Source: RefSeq, a predicted model, not a curated record